This is a messenger RNA of Phragmites australis (common reed), 1899 nucleotides long. Its product is annotated as peptide chain release factor APG3, chloroplastic-like. Gene Ontology annotation, biological process: thylakoid membrane organization; translational termination; plastid translation. Gene Ontology annotation, cellular component: chloroplast. Gene Ontology annotation, molecular function: translation release factor activity, codon specific. The transcript has 14 exons. The record is from RefSeq and is a predicted model, not a curated record. Bases 291 to 1622 code for a protein of 443 amino acids. NCBI's taxonomy places the organism in Eukaryota, Viridiplantae, Streptophyta, Magnoliopsida, Poales, Poaceae.
UGGAAAGAUGGAGGCUUUCGUGGCAGGCUUCUUCAGGGCGCCUCCCCGCGCCGUCCCCGCCGCUCGGGCUCCGCUCCCCAGCCUUCCCCUCUUCCGCGGCAGGCGGCGCAGGAGGCUCUCGUCCUCGGUGGUCUGCAUGGCGGUAACUGGCCUUUUCUUGCCCUCUGUACGCGCUUUGGGCGGUCGUCUUGGCCCCAUUCCUCGACCAGUUCGUGGAAAUACUACAAUGGGUUCCGAAUCGUUUGGGGGUUCAAUUGGCUUGUGAAGGCUGGUUCUUGGAUCGAAACGGCAUGGUGAAGCAUGUGGUUAUUGUAGUUGUCACUUAUCCUGAAUCAACUACUCUGCAAUUGAUGUCUCCUUUCCUUCAGUUUCAGAAUUUUUGGAUUGGGAAAUUCUGCUGCUGCUUAUUCAUGCUGGACGCUGGGUGGUUAAUUUGGGCACUAAGAAUCCUACCUUUCGUACUUGAACUGAAGCCAUUAUAUGAUAGCCUUAUGAGUAUUUCUUUUAUAUGCUUCAUGCAGGAGCCGUACCUCAUAGCGAAGUUGGAUUCUGCAGAAAAGGCUUGGAAAGAAAUGUCGGUUAGGUUAGCAGAUCCUGACAUUGUUUCCGAUCCUAGUGAAUACCAAAAACUUGCGCAGUCUGUUGCUGAACUGGAUCAGGUUGUGACUGUAUACAGGCAGUUUAAGGAUUGUGAGAGGCAACUUGAACAGACAAAAGCUUUGGAGAAAGAGAAUGGAGAUGACCCUGAUAUGGCAGAGAUGAUAGCUUCAGAGCUGGAGUCCUUAUCUAACCAGCUUGCAGAGCUUGAGGAAAAAUUGAAGUUACUACUGCUUCCCAGCGAUCCUCUAGAUUCACGCAACAUCUUACUUGAAGUAAGAGCAGGUGCUGGCGGUGAUGAAGCUGGAAUUUGGGCUGGUGACCUUGUACGCAUGUAUCAAAAAUAUUGUGAGCGCAACUCUUGGAAGUUUAAGCCGGUUUCUUGCUCAGAAGCAGAAAUGGGUGGAUACAAGACAUAUGUGAUGGAGGUCAAGGGAAAACAAGUCUAUAGUAAAUUGAAGUUUGAGUCAGGCGUACACCGUGUUCAGCGUGUUCCCCAGACAGAGACUAUGGACCGUGUUCACACGUCAACAGCAACUGUAGCAAUUAUGCCGGAGGCUGAUGAAGUUGAUGUGGUUAUUGAUCCAAAAGACAUUGAACUUAAAACGGCAAGAUCUGGUGGAGCUGGAGGGCAAAAUGUUAACAAGGUGGAAACAGCUGUUGAUCUUGUUCACAAACCUACGGGAAUUAGGAUAUUCUGUACAGAAGAGCGGUCACAGCUUCAAAACAGAGAACGUGCAUUUCAAUUAUUGAGAGCGAAACUUUACGAGAUAAAAUUAAGGGAGCAACAAGAGUCCAUAAGAAACCAGAGGAAAUUGCAGGUUGGUACUGGUGCUCGAUCUGAGAAGAUAAGGACAUAUAAUUACAAGGACAACAGAGUGACUGAUCAUCGGUUGAAGAUGAAUUUUGAACUGACUAGCUUCCUUUUAGGAGAUAUUGAGUCUGCUGUCCAGUCUUGUGCUGGAAUGGAGCAGCAGGAACUCUUGGAGGAAAUGGCUACUUCAGUGGGUGCAGUGAAGGUAUGAUCCGCACAAUUGGUCCUUUGGCAGCAGAUAAUCUAACUGACGAUGUAUUCAAAUGGAUGGAUAAGUUGUACAUGAUGAAGCCGAACAAUACAAAUUCCGCAUACGCGCACAUGUUUCUGUAUUUUAUGGUCAUAAAAUAGUGUCAUAGAACAUACUGAUGCAUCUCUGUUUUCCUGAGGACAGCAGAUUUUGAGUAGUAAAAAAUAGACACGUGAUGCACAAUUUAACUACUCCAGUAUCACAAUUCAAUGUGAUUUAAUGCAUUGUUUCUUGUGAA